Molecule: messenger RNA, 432 nt
Organism: Didymodactylos carnosus
Lineage: Eukaryota; Metazoa; Rotifera; Eurotatoria; Philodinida; Philodinidae
Source: the annotation of a GenBank genome assembly
AUGUACACCGGUGCCACUUUCCGAAUCAAAAUAAAUGAUUCGAUAACACAACCGUUGAAAUUCGAGUCUGGAGUGCGCCAAGGUUGCUCGGCAUCUGGUAUUAUAUAUGUAGUGUGCCUCGAACCUCUAUUGCAUAGUAUCAGGAAUAAUCCUAAAAUACCAGGUAUCAUUCCACCAGGUGCACAGUAUGAGGCUGUACGAAAGAAGGCUUUCCCCUAUGACGGAGACGAUAAUACCAUAAAAACAAUAGCAUAUGCGGACGAUAUUGAUACUAUUGUCUUCAGCAGAGAUGAAGAGACGGAGACUAUCAAAAUGUUUGAUCUGUACAACAGGGCAUCAGAUGGAAAAACGAAUGUUGAGAAGACCGAGGUUUUCUGGAUUAGUGAUUGGCUGCCACCACCAGCAUUCCAAGGACAAGUUAAACUUAACUAG